GGGAUUUCCAAAGUCAAAAAUGGAGACGAACCAAAACAACGAAAUUGUGUAUGGAAUUAUUAAUAAUAUUCCAAGAACAUAUCAUUCCUCAGAUUUACGGAACUUUUUCUCACAGUUCAUAGAAACAAAUGGGUUUCAUUGCUUCCACUUCAGACACCGACCAGAAAAACAAAUGCUUCCCAAAUCUGCAGAUAAAGAUAUGAUAAAAAACGAUGUAAAAACGUUCUGUUGUGUGUUCCGUACAACUCCUGUUCGUUUAGAUAACCUGAUCAAAAUGUACAACAGAAAACAUUGGUUAGAUAAAAAUGGAGAUUCGAUAUCACAAGUGUGCUACAUCUCUAAAAUCUCUGUAUCCCAAACUACCAAAGACUUUGCCUUGGGAUUAAAGCCUGGAGAUACAGAUCCAUUAUAUAAAAAUAGAGCAGAAACAAAACAAAUCCCUACAGAUAGAGAAGACUUUACAGAUGCUGAUUUAUCAAAACUACCAGAGUUACAUCCCCCUGAUGUGAUGCCAAAUGGCAAUGUUGGCACACCCACCAAAGUAUUUUUAGAACUUAUCCAGCAAUGUAGACUCCCCCCUGUGGUCAUAAAAAAACUUGGGUUGACAUUUCCUAAAACAAGGACAAAUAAGAAGUAUGGUGAUGUUCCAUUUGAUUAUGGGAGAGAAAUUGUUGAAACUGAUUUUUCAGAUGAAACAGUUACAUGUAUAUCAGGUCAAGGACAUAAACUUCUAAGUGAGGGAGAAUUUCAAAAUAAUGAUGUGAACAAUAUUGCAGGACCAUCUCAGAAUACUUCAGGAAAUAGAGAAAGUCUUAAACAGACAGAUCUAGAAGAAAAAUGUGAUAAAAAGAAGAAGUCAGACAGACAUUGGAGACGUGACCCAGAAACAAAGAAGAGAAUGAAAGAAAAAAUAGAAGAAAAAAUGAUUGCUGAAUCAGAUCACUCAGAAGGGGACAAUGAUAGUUGUGAAGAGUGGGAAAGACAUGAAGCUUUCCAUGACGACCCAGAUAAUCAGGAACGGAAUGAAGAGCGGUUAUUUGAGAAUGAAAUAGAACUAAAGUGGGAGAAAGGAGGAAGUGGAUUAGUUUUCUACACAGAUGCACAGUACUGGAAGGAACAGGAAGGAGAUUUUGAUGAACAAACGACAGAUGACUGGGAUGUUGAUAUGAGUGCUUACUACGAGAAAGGUGCUGGGGAUAAGGACAUUAAGGACUUUCUAGCAAUGAGACAGUCUCAAAGAUGGCGGGAUGGUAUCGAUAGCACUGAUAGAUUUAGUCUGGGGAUUGCAAAAAAACGACAGAAAAAGAAUGUGUCUGCUGCUGAUCAAGCUAAAAUUGGAAAGUUUGAAGUUCAUACUAAGGGCAUUGGGCGUAAGAUUUUAGAAAAGCAAGGCUGGCAGGAAGGCAAAGGAGUAGGGUCUUCUAGGGAAGGCAUGGCAGAAGCUUUAGAAAAUGAAGGACAACCAGCUUCAGUUAAAACAGGAUUUGGGUACCAUGGAGAAAAAAUAUCAAGAAAAUCGUCCAAGCCUAGAACUGCUGACAGGCAGGCUAUAAUAAGCACUGUUUAUGAUAGUCAACAAGAAUUACAAAAGUCAGAACCAUUAUUACGAAGACAUGAUCAUUAUACCAUAACUUAUAGAGACCCUGUACAAUUUAAAAAGGCAGAGUCAGAAAAAAGUUGAUAAUUGUUUUGUAAUAAAUUGUAUAUAUUUA
Molecule: messenger RNA, 1712 nt
Organism: Mytilus trossulus (common blue mussel)
Lineage: Eukaryota; Metazoa; Mollusca; Bivalvia; Mytilida; Mytilidae
Product: G patch domain-containing protein 3-like
Exons: 5
Coding region: 20-1681 (553 amino acids)
Biological process (GO): positive regulation of DNA-templated transcription; negative regulation of RIG-I signaling pathway; negative regulation of type I interferon production
Molecular function (GO): nucleic acid binding
Source: RefSeq, a predicted model, not a curated record